GUUUUUAAUGAUGUAACACUCGCAGUUCGGACAAGGGUUUGAUGCUUUGAUAUAUAAAUGUCGUUCUAUGCUUGCGCGCCUCCUCGUUGCAUUUUGAGUUUCUCAUUCAUGUUCGAUCGAACUUCUUCAAAUUGAAGCCCUAAUUUUAUCCCAGUUCGCUAAUAGAUUAGUCAUGGAUUUCCAAACCCUUAACAGAAGAGAACUUCAAGCUCUCUGUAAGCUCAACAAAAUCCCUGCUAACAUCACCAGCAUUGCCAUGGUCGAGGCUCUCAAAUCUCUUAAGACGGUGGAAGGGAUUGAAGAGUUUUUGAAUUCUUCAAGAACAGAAACUGUCGGAUUGUCAAUUGAAUCGCCUGAAAGAAUUGAGAUUACAUCACCUAGGGUUCCUCGCACAAGCUCUAGAACUUCUUCACGAAAAAAGGCAAAGAUUGAGCUUAAUGAAGUCCUGAAAACUCCAUUGAUUUCCUGCACCAGAAAGAAGGAUCCAGAAACUUCUUUCCAUGAUGUGGCAAAUCAACUGAAGGAGUGUGAAGUUAUUGCAAAAAAUGAGAGUUUAGUGAAUCAUGAGAAGAACUGCAUACCAAAUACACCUGUGGAAACAUAUAGCCAGAUGAAGGUGACUAAAUCAACUCAUAAAGAAACUGUGAAAAAGGAAACUACUACUACUGUACAGAGAGCUUACAGCACAAGAAGAUCCACAAGGUUAGGUGCAAAGACAUCUCAAGGGGCAGGUGUAACAUCUAAAGAGGAUUUGGGUAAGCCCUUACAAGAGAGACAUGAUGUUAUUGUUUUGGAUGAAAGUGAUGAAAAUUCAAAGAUUGAGAAGGUUGUGCAUGUGGACACUACAUUUGAAAAUGAAAAAGAGAAGGUAGAUUGUUGUGAAGAGAUAGACAAUUUAAAGUUGAAAUUAGUUGAAGUCUUUGAGCAACUUGAGGAGAAAAGUGGCCAUGUGGACAAUCUAAAAUCAGGUGCAGAAGGCAUCUGCAAUCCAAGUGAACUCACUGAGCUGGAGCCCUCAAAAUUGGAUAAUCAUAAUGUUGAUGAGGUGAUGAAUGUAGAGUGUAUAGAGGAGAACAUCUCCGGAAAUACGGUUGAUUUUGUGAAUCCCAAGAGGCAAAAGGUGAGCAUGAGUUUUGAAGGUGAAGGUGGAGAACCACAAGAAUCUUUAAUUGAGGUUGAAAAGAUUCUGAAUCCUUCAAGUUGUGAAACCAAAAGGAUUGAGGUUACUUCACCCAGGGUUACUCGGAAAAAGGCAAAAAUUGAUGUUAAUGAAGAAGUCUUGAAAACUCCAUUGAUUUCCUGCACCAGAAAGAAGGAUCCAGAAACUUCUUCUUUCCAUGACGUGGCAAAUCAACUGAAGGAGUGUGAAGACAUUGCAAAAAAUGAGAGUUUAGUGAAUCAUGAGAAGAACUGCAUACCAAAUACACCUGUGGAAACUUAUAGCCAGAUGAAGGUGACAAAAUCAACUCAUAAAGAAACUGUGAAAAAGGAUAUUACUACAUCUGUACAGAGAGCUUACAGCACAAGAAGAUCCACAAGGUUAAUUGCAAAGACAUCUCAAGGGGCAGGUGUAAGAUCUCAAGAGAGACAUGAUGUUAUUGUUUUGGAUGAAAAUGAUGAAGAUUCAAAGAUUGAAAAGGUUGUGCAUGUGGACACUGCAUUUGAAAGUGGAAAAGAGAAGGUAGAUUGUUGUGAGGAGGUAGAGAAUUUAAAGGUGAAGUUAGUUGAAGUCUUUGAGCAACUUGAGGAGAAAAGUGUCCAGGUGGACAAUCUAAAAUCAGAUUUAGAAGGCAUAUGCAAUCCAAUUGAGCCCUCAAAAUUAGAUAAUCUUGAUGCUGUUGAGGUGAUGAAUGCAGAGGGUAUAGAGGAGAAUAUCUCCAGAAAUACGGUUGAUUCUGUGAAUCCCAAGAAGCAAAAGGCGAACAUGAGUUUUGAAGGUGAAGAUGGAGAACCACAAGAAUCUUUAAACGAGGUUGAAGAGAUUUUGAAUCCUUCAAGAUCUGAAACUGCUGAGUUGUCAAUUGAAUCUCCUGAAAGGAUUGAGGUUACAUCACCUAGGGUUACCCGGAAAAAGGCAAAAAUAAUGGCUGAUGUAGAAGUCCUGAAAACUCCAUUGGUUUCCUGCACCAGAAAGAAGGCUUUAUCACCUUCUUCUUGCCAUGAUGUGGCGAGUCAACUCACUGAGUGUGAAGAUGAAGAUAUUGCAAAAAACGAGAGUUUGGUGACUAAAUCAACUCCCCAAGACACUGUAAGCAAGGAUACAACAAGUGAACCCUUAGGGAUUGUGAAUGAUUUGGGUAAUUCCAUACUAGAGAAACAUGAUGAUGUUGUUUUGGAUGAAAAUUCAGAGAUUGAGAAGGUUGUGAAUGUUGUGAUGAAUGAAGUUGAUAAUCUAAAACCAGAUUCAGAAGUUGAUUUUGUGAAUCCCAACAAGGAAGAAGAGGUGAGCAUGGAUUUUGAAGUCCCUGAUGCUGGAGAAGCACAGGGGUCUUUAAUGGAGGAGAUUGGUGUUGAAACAAGACAUGAGUCAUCAGUAGCUCAUGUUUCUCUUGUUGAAGAAGAACACAACCAUCAAUUUUCAACAAAUGCAAAUGAUGAUUUUAUUAAAAUGACUGAGGUUUCAGACAACAUAAUUGAAGAGAAUGAAAAAGAAGUUGUAGUGGAUAUGGAUGUGGAUGUGGAUGAGAAGGCUAAGGCUAAGAGUGUAUUUGAUAAAAAUAGUAUAAGGCAGUUAAAGAAGAAACUGAAAGCAACUUUACUUAAUAGCCCACCUCCAACAUCAAUAAGGAUUAAGACUGAGGAUUCAGACAACAAGGAUAUAAAUAAACCACAGGUUGUUGUAGUUGAAGAGAAUGAAAAAGAAGAUGCUAAGACAGUCAUUGAUGAUAAGGUGACAACUACAGAAAUGGACGACUGAGAGCUAUCUUACCUUACCAACGGAAGUAUGCAAAAUUUUGACAUUUUCACUCUUAUUUAAAAUAGUCACAUAAACUACAAAAUACAUGGCUCCCAAGUUUUGAAACAUAAUAG
Molecule: messenger RNA, 3030 nt
Organism: Lactuca virosa
Lineage: Eukaryota; Viridiplantae; Streptophyta; Magnoliopsida; Asterales; Asteraceae
Source: the annotation of a GenBank genome assembly